CUCGUUGGCGUCAGCCUUUUAGCAUCACACGCGAUACGACAUUGGGGCCAGAGACUAAACUCAUGGAGAGAGACAAGUCCCGCCACUCUAUCCCGCAUUGAGCUCAGACAAACAGUUCAGUCAUAAGCGCGACGUCGUACCGCACGGACGUGUCCAAUCCCGCCAAGUUCGAGGGCUUUGGAAUUCUUAUUUUUUUUUUUUCCCGUUCGUUUUUAUUGAUUAUUAUCAUUUACAAAGUGCUACGACAAGAUUUAAAGUGAAAAGUUCAACGAUUUAUUAGAGGAGAGUUGGAGUCAUCUGGGAUUCCAGUUCACUGUUCGACUUGUGACCAAGUUCUUCUCCUGGUUUACUUUUACCGAUUACUUGGAGAGGAGAUUUUUUUUUUUUUCUUUUUUCUUUGAUUCUCUUGUGGAUUUACGGAUCAGACUAUUUUUUUCUCGCUCGCCGACGAUAAAAGGGGUUCAAAGUGGAUCUCGGUAACGGCGCAACAUUGCGCUCGGAGAAAAAUUUAACGAUUGAUGUUCUGAGAAGACAAAUUAUGGUGGCAGAGUUUAUUGCCCGCCAGAGUGGAUCGCCCAUAAACGGUGAAACCGCCUGUUUGAACGGCACCAUGCCAGCGAGUCACACGAUGGCCCACCCGGGUCAUGGUCCUCAUGGUGGUCACGAUGGUCACGGUCCCCUACCAAUGAGCCACCAGAGCCACCAGGGCCAUCACACUCAGCACCAGCCAAGCCAGCAGCAGUUGCAGCACCAGAGCCAGUCACAGGGUCCCCAGCAGUCACAGCCCCACCAUCACCAUCAGGGUCAAGGCCAACAGCAGGGAUCACAGCAGAUGCAUCACGAUUCGCAGGUGACACAUCCCGAAAAUUACCCCCCAAACUUUGACAUAAGGAAGGAACUUUUCUCACAGCGCAAGCAGCGCGAAUUUAUUCCCGACAACAAGAAGGAUGACAGCUACUGGGACAGACGUAGACGCAACAACGAGGCUGCCAAGAGAUCGAGGGAGAAGAGGCGUUUCAACGACAUGGUACUGGAGCAGAGGGUGAUGGAGCUCAGCAAGGAGAAUCACAUACUGAAGGCCCAGCUCGACGCUAUCAGAGACAAAUUUGGCAUCUGCGGUGAUCAAGUGAUAAGUGCUGAGCAUGUACUGGCAGCCCUUCCAUCCGAGCCAACGAUGAGUGUCAAGAGGGCCAAAUUGCCACCAUCAGCAGCCCUCCUCUAUGCAAGAACACCGAGUCCAGUUCACACGUCGGUGAUACAUCAGCCGGUGAGUGGGGCAAGAUCACCGAGAUCACCAGCCCAAUUGUACGUACCAGAGACGAGUGCCUAUCCAGAGACUGAGAGCUUCCAGUAUCCCUAUCCCCAUCCUGCAAUGCACUUUGAUACCACCAGUGCCCUCAAUUUGUCGAGGGGCAGACGAGCCCAGUCCCCCUUUGAAUUGUCCUCAGGAAGUGGUGACGAGAGUACGCAGAUUGUCGCAGCCCAGAGUGCAUCAGCUGGCAACUGUCUACCUCACAAACUCAGGCAUAAGUCGAGAAUUGGUGACAAAGAUGCUGCCAGUGCUCUACUGGCUCUUCAGGGUAUCAAGCAGGAGCCUGGACCCAGAGCGUCACCACCCUGGGACAAUGAGGGCUCCAGCGACGAGAGGGACUCUGGUAUUUCACUCGGGGCUGAGUGGAAUCCAUCGACAAAUGUAACAGCUGUUCCUGAGACUGAACGAGAGGUCAAGUCCAGACUUGACAGACUUGCCUCUGAGGUUGCAUCAUUACAGUCUAUUCUUCGUCUUGGUAAAACUGGCGAUCCACUUCCUGGACAGAUCAAUCACCAGGGCAACACAAUCAGCAUCACAAGCAGCACCGGGGCUGGCUCUGGGCUACAAUGAAGCUGAUGGAUAUCCAAUGGAUUUACUUCUUUAAGUUUAUCGUCGUGCCAAGACUCAACCUUGGGGUUUUACUCGAUAAUGUACCGUUCAAUGGCUGUCAAGUCGUGGCGAUUGCGCCUUCGUGAGAAUAAUUUUAGAUAUAAUUAUUUCGACGAGCUCUCGAGUGCACUCUCGUUCAUUCGUAUGUCUAAGGAGCUAGGAUUUAUUCUUUAUUACCUAUUGUUUCGAUUAUACCCUCCAUUUCUAUCGUGUAGGUACUAUUAUAUUAUUGUGUUAUUAAUGUUUAGAGAAAAUUAAUCGAGUUUUGCGAGGUGUUGGUGUGACGUAUCGCGCAACCGGCUAUACACUACCAUCAGAAUUUUAUUCACAGCGAGGGGGUUGAUUCAAUAUUUUCCUAUCACUCGCUACAACCAAAUUAUUGACCUUAGGUUUUUCGCUAAGAACGAGACAAAUCUCAUUGAGUUAUUUUCCCACUUUUUUUUUUUUUUCAUUUCUCGUGCGUUUUGUAAAUAUUUUGAUGCCCACAGUGCUAGUUCGAUGCAUGAUUAUUCGAAGGUGAAGCCACUUAAUGGUUCGAGCGAGUGUAAUUGUUUCUUUCUCUAUUUUCUUUUUCCUUUUUUUUUGGUAAGGAAAACAAGGCCCGUAAUCAACAGAAUUUUGUAUAAAGUAUUAAACGGAGCCCUGUGAGUAUAUGUAAUAUUUAUAUUUGUACACGAGAUGAAUAUCUAAUUAUUAAGGAAGGAAGACGUCCCUAAGAUAUCCCCACAUAUUUGUAAAUUGUUCAUUGAAUUCGGCAGUGAAGAGAUAGAAGGAAAUAAGUCUACUUGUUCCAUAGCCGAUUUUUUGCGGAAUAUUUCUGAAACUGAGGGAAAUGUCAUUUUUCUCCGAUUCUCUCUUCUAGAGCAAAAUGAGAACGCGAAAAUUUCGCGAUCUCUCGUAGAUUCAGAUAUAUUUCUCGAAAACUUCGCUAUUAGUUCUAUCUCUUUUCUACUGAAUCAUUCAAAUCGUUUUCGAUAUUUCAUCGCACAUUAUUGGAAUUACGAUUGAAUGUCUUUAUCGACGAUUUUUCGUGGCAGGAAAUUGGAAAAUUGAGAUUUAUUUAACAUAGAAUUCCCCCACGAGAAAUCGUCAGCUGUAUUAUAAAAGAAUCAGUAAAACGUACUAAAUUAGUCUAUAAACGGGAAUCGUACAUGCGGAAUUCUAUGGAGAAUAGUAUACACCAAUCUACGUAAUAUUAUUAUUAAGAAUUCCCAAUCCCCACCCCUUAACCCUCCUCUCCUUGCCCUGAGACGAAUUAUUUAUUAUAAUUAACAAAUUGUAAGUAGGAGAGUAUCGACGGCUUCUUGUCCAUUUUUAAGAUAGAAUGGAGGGCGCUUUGAAUGCGAACAUUGUGGUCUUGAUGCAGAAAAAAAAAAA
Molecule: messenger RNA, 3298 nt
Organism: Fopius arisanus
Lineage: Eukaryota; Metazoa; Arthropoda; Insecta; Hymenoptera; Braconidae
Exons: 2
Coding region: 539-1882 (447 amino acids)
Biological process (GO): regulation of DNA-templated transcription; circadian rhythm
Cellular component (GO): nucleus
Molecular function (GO): DNA binding; DNA-binding transcription factor activity
Source: RefSeq, a predicted model, not a curated record